Molecule: messenger RNA, 4708 nt
Organism: Aplysia californica (California sea hare)
Lineage: Eukaryota; Metazoa; Mollusca; Gastropoda; Aplysiida; Aplysiidae
Product: dual oxidase
Biological process (GO): superoxide anion generation; defense response; response to oxidative stress
Cellular component (GO): plasma membrane; NADPH oxidase complex
Molecular function (GO): superoxide-generating NAD(P)H oxidase activity; heme binding; peroxidase activity
Source: RefSeq, a predicted model, not a curated record
AGAGGGGCGACGGGAGAGGGAUACCUGUAGGUUGAAACGGUUAGUCCGCGCAGCAGCAGUUAUAGCAGCGGUCGAGUGAGAGUUGUAUUUCUUCUAUUUAAACAUCAGUUACUUACUAGAUUUAGUAAAGAGAGGACCUGCCUGAAACAAGGUUCCUGGAGCGGGGAAUUCUUUUAUCAAGAGUCUUCUUUGGACAGUGAUUGAAGAAGAAGCCACAAGCAGACCGACAUUCAUCUUUUUCCCCCUGAGUUCCGUGUCUGGAGUGACGUCACGAUGAGGGCGGGACGAAACGCAGACUUCCUCGUUCUCCUCGUCUUGACCGUUUUGGGCACUCUUUUUACUACAGGGCGACCCCUCGAGAGAAACAUCACCCCUCAUUAUCAGGACGAGACCUUCCGCCCCUCUGGAUGGAAUCGUCCAAAUGCUCGACGAAUCAGCAACGAACUUUUCGGUGAAUCCAAGACACGGUUCUCAGGGCAGGAAAAUAGCAGGAAUCUGACAGCCUUGUUUGCCUUUUUUGGUCAACAGGGCAUCAAGCUACAUCGACGGCAGUUUCCUCUAUGGCACGAGCACAGUACGGGCCGAGUACUUGAGAGAGCGAGGCACUGGCAAGCUGGCGUGCUGGGACAAAUGGGGAAAGUUCCCGCGCUACAACAGCGUCCAGCUGCCUUACAACGCUCUGGCCGUCAGACAUAACACCCUGGAGCAGUUGUGGCGUCUGGGUGACGAGAAUGUAUUUGAAAACCCUCCAGUCCUCGCACUGUCCCUCAUGUUCUACCGGUACCACAACCUGUUUGCCACUGAGGUGAUGAGGGAGCAUGGACAACUGACGAGUGAUCGGGUUUUUGAGAUGGCUCGCCGGAGAGUUAUUGGUGUCACGCAGGUUACAAGCCAUGGGUGAAAAGUGAUGUCACAGACAUCUUUGAUGCCGGAGCUAUCAACUACAUUAUGACAUUGAUACCAUCUGCUAUUAACCAAGUGGACAUGAAGUGCCAAGCCCGGGAGCACAAAGAAUAUAAGGCACAACGCUUGUGCAAUACCUACUGGAAGGCAAUGGACAUGGUAUACGCUCAUCGGGAUGGGGCAGUGGAGAUCUUGAGAGGUUUGGCUGUGCAGAUGGCUGAGGAAGAUGACACAUUUGUCGUUGAGGAUUUGAGAAGCAAGUUCUAUGGCCCUCUGUACCACUCCAACCAUGACCUUGUGUUGCUGACUAUCAUGAAGGGCAGAGACUAUGGACUGCCUGACUAUAACACUGUCCGGGAGACGAUGGGGCUGCCUCGUGUAGAGUCGUUCGAGGAGAUCAACCCAUGGCUAAACAAGACCAACCCUGAGUUGAUGGCCAAAUUCAGUGGUGUGCACAAGCAUAACCUGAGCCUCAUAGAUAUGUUUGUUGGAGGCAUGAUGGAGACCACACCUGAUGGACCGGGAGAGCUCUUCACUCAAAUUCUCUAUGACCAGUUCCUGAGGAUUAGGGAUGGCGACAGGUUCUGGUUCGAGAAUGAGGAGAUUGGUUUGUACAGCCCUGAAGAAAUAGCCACUAUUAAAUCUGUUACCCUUGCUGACAUAUUGGUGAAUGUUACUGAUAUCACAAAGGACCAGAUACAGAAGGAUGUUUUUACAGCCGCCCCAGACCCCCCAUGUGGAAUGAGGGCGAAGUUUAAUGAGACAGACCUAGAGGCCUGCCCAGCACACGAGGGUUACGACUUCUUCCAAGGGAGUGAAAUCCCCUACAUCAUCAUCUGGACCUGCCUUGGGUUGCUUCCUUUGUUCUGUAUCCUGGCUGCCUAUGUGCUGGCUAAGUGCAAGAAGUGGCGUCAUAAGAGACAUCUGAACAAAUUGAAAGUGGAGAAGGAGAAGAGGAGGAUCCUGAGGAGAACCAUCUCUUGCAGUGUGUCAGUACACGAUGCAAUGGAGUGGCGAGGGAAGGAAGUGGCUGGCCGAUCCAUUGAACUUCACUUGACCACCAAAGGCACCCUGGAGGUGUUCACGACCACUGGAUCGCACAUACGCUCCAUCAAGAUCUCUUCCAUGCAAGCAGUUGAUGUGAAGAUUUCCUCCAACAAGAAGAGGACAACAAUGGUGUUCAUUAUCCCUCGGGAGUACGACUUGGUGGUUGUUUUCCCCAAUGAACCUCUUAGGAAUGAGUUUGAGAACAUCCUGUGUGACUUUGCCACGGGCCACAAUGUGGGUGUGAACGUGAUUGCUCUGAAGUUGCAAGACCUUCUAGACGCAGCCACCACCAAGGAGAAGAGAAACCAGAUGCUGGAGAAAUUCUUUAAGACAGUCUUCUCUGAGGCAUUCCACAUGGACUAUGACCCGAGUCUAGACAGCGGUCAGCUGGACAUGAAGAAACACAGCCAGGAAAUCUUAGAGAUUGAACUGUCCAAAGAAGAGUUUGCUGAGGCAAUGGCUGUCAAGGCCAACUCUGACUUUGUGGAGCACUUCUUCAGUCUCAUUGACUCGGAUCGCAAUGGCUACAUCUCCUUCCGCGAGUUUCUCAAUGCUGUUGUCCUCUUUUCCAAAGGCUCCAUUCAAGAAAAACUGCAGACAAUGUUUUACAUGUAUGACAUUGAUGGCACUGGCUACAUGAGCAAGAAACAGAUUGGACAAAUGUUUAGGUCCCUUCUGGAGAUGGCCCAAGGGGACAUGAGCCAGGAGAACGUGGACAUGCUGGUGAGUUCCCUGUGCACUCAGUCAGGACUCGCACCCAAGGACAGAUACUCCUUUGAGGACUUUUGCCAGCUGCUAUCGCCUCAGAUGGACAAACUGUCGGAUUCUUCCUUCGACUGGAAGGGCUUGACCAAAGUUGUUCCAAGUGUACCAAAGGCUAAAAAGAACCCCAAUGGUGACUCUGACAUUCGUCACCGUGCAUCCACCACUUCACUGGUGGAGAAUGGAAAUGGCCCAAGAGUCGUUCGCAACUUUGAAGCCGUGCGUGAACAGUACACUCCUCUCAAGGCCAGAGUGAAAUUGGUGAAACACUUUAUUGAGAACUACCGGACCCACAUCUUCUUCCUCAUCCUGUUCUACGGCAUAUGCUGGGGACUUUUUGCUGAGAGGUUCUACUACUACACUGUGGAGCAGGAGCAUGCAGGAUUCAGGAAACUCAUGAGCUAUGGCAUCAGCAUGACCCGAGGGGCAGCAGCGAGCAUGUCUUUUACUUUUAGCUUCCUCCUGCUGACAAUGUGCCGUAACACCAUCACCUACCUGAGGUCCACUCCUCUCAACCAGUUCAUCCCAUUUGACUCCCACAUUUCUUUCCAUAAGAUUGUGGCAUGGACUGCAUUGUUUUUCUCUGCUGUUCACAUCAUUGGCUACAGCUUCAAUUUCUACCACCUGGUCACACAACCCACCCGGUUCCUGUGUAUCUUUAAGAGUCUUGUCUUCAGAAAUGAGUAUCCGUUUACUUUCCAGGAAUGGCUUUUCUGUACCAUGACAGGUUUCACAGGGGUGCUCCUCGUGCUGGUUCUGUGUAUCAUCUACGUGUUUGCCACACAGACAGCCAGACGUCACAUCUUCAACCUGUUCUGGCUCACUCACAAGCUCUUCAUAAUUCUCUACGUCCUCACCAUCAUCCAUGGUGCUAGUGUGGUCGUUCAGAAACCGUUGUUCUUUGCGUAUUUCACUGGUCCUGCUAUCUGGUUCAUGGCAGACAAACUCAUCUCCCUGAGCAGGAAGAAAACUGAACUGUGUAUCAUCAAAGCACAGAACUUACCCUCAGAUGUAACCAUGAUAGAGUUCAAACGCCCCCCUCGCUUUGAAUACAAAUCUGGUCAGUGGGUCCGCAUUGCAUGUCUGAACCAGGGUAAAGAUGAGUACCACCCAUUCACCCUGACCUCUGCCCCUCAUGAGGACACACUGAAGCUUCACAUCCGAGCCCUCGGCCCUUGGACCUGGAAUCUCAGAUGUAACUUCGAGGAUGAGAACAUGAAGGAUCCCAAGGCUUACCCUAAGCUGUACCUGGACGGUCCCUACGGUGCAGGUCAGCAGGACUGGUACCAAUAUGAUGUCAGUGUGCUCGUGGGGGCGGGAAUCGGCGUGACUCCAUAUGCUUCCAUUCUCAAAGACUUUGUCCACAUGUCCUCUAUCAAUAUGCGCUACAAGGUGAAAUGUCAGAAGCUGUACUUUAUCUGGAUCACCGGCAGCCAGAGACAUUUUGAAUGGCUGAUUGACAUCCUCCGAGAGGUGGAGGAGAUUGACACACAGUGCAUGGUGUCCAUCGACAUCUUCAUCACACAGUUCUUUCAAAACUUUGAUCUCCGAACAUCUCUCCUGUAUGUGUUUGAGGAGCAUUUCCAGAAACUGAACAGUGGCAAAAGUGUUUUUACUGGUCUGAAGGCCACAACGCACUUCGGUCGACCCCAGUUGAACAAGAUCAUGGAGGCAGUUCACAGGGCUCACCCUCAGGUUCGAUGUCUUGUUUUGCUGCUGUUUUAUAGAUUUUGAAUUUGUCGUUGUUCUCCUUAUCAUUAUCAUCAUUAUCAUCAUUAUCAUCAUCAUCAUCAUCAUCAUCAUCAUCAUCAUCAUCAUCAUCAUCAUCAUCAUCAUCAUCAUCAUUGUAGACAGAAAAAAGACCAAAAACGAUGAAGACUGUAGAAUUUAAAAAAUCAUCGUCAUCAUUAUCAUCAUCAUCAUCAUCAUUGUCUUUAUUUAAAGAGCAGAGUAGAUAGGGAGAGUCUCGACUGAUUUGCAGACUGAAAAUAUAAAU